This is a messenger RNA of Callithrix jacchus (white-tufted-ear marmoset), 3116 nucleotides long. NCBI's taxonomy places the organism in Eukaryota, Metazoa, Chordata, Mammalia, Primates, Cebidae. The record is from RefSeq and is a predicted model, not a curated record.
UUGACCUUGUGAUCCACCCGCCUCGGCCUCCCAAAGUGCUGGGAUUACAGGCGUGAGCCACCGCGCCCGGCCCGGGCUUAAUUAUUAAAAGGGGUCCAGAAGGGCAAUAGAUUUUUAGAAAGUAUAUGUUUAUGGUGGUGAAUGUGUAGAGAGGGUGAAAAAGUAAAGGAAAAGGAAAACAAGAAGAAAGAAAACUGAUAGGUAUGAAGAUGAGAGAGAAAGAAAAUGGAGGGAAGAGAGCAAGAUGUGAACAUUAGCAAAAAGGUUGAGGGAAGCAUAUUCAAAAGGGAAAAAGAAAGCGGGGGAACAUAUGUUAAAGGUGUUGCAAUUAGUAUUGACUCACAGGGGUGCUAAUCGAGAGUUGAGAGAGUUGUGUUGGGCUCCAGUAGUGCUGCUGUUAAAGAACAUUAGGAGCUAAGAGAUCUAAAUUCUAGUUCUUUGUGUUGCCAUGGAGAACUCAGUUAACUCAUCAGGCUCAAGUUCCUUAUCUGUCUGUAAAUUGGGAACAUUGAACUAGAUGAUCUUUAAGAUCCCUUCCGGCUCUAAAAUUGUAUGACAUAUCUUGGUGUUCAAUCACUGUGGGAAACACAUUCCUGAGGAAAACUGCAGCUCUAGCUGACUUCAGGACAGCAUGUUUAGGGAGUAGGACGGAUGUAAGCUCCCUCAGGGUGCACUAGGCCUUCCAAUGAGGGGGAUGAGCAACAAUACCCCUCAGUUAAAUCGCAGCUUAUCACAAGGCACUCAGUUACCGAGCCACGUCACGCCAACAACAGGGGUACCAACAAUGUCACUUCACACGCCUCCAUCUCCAAGCAGGGGUAUUUUGCCUAUGAAUCCUAGGAAUAUGAUGAACCACUCCCAGGUUGGUCAGGGCAUUGGAAUUCCUAGCAGGACAAAUAGCAUGAGCAGUUCAGGGUUAGGUAGCCCCAACAGAAGCUCGCCAAGCAUAAUAUGUAUGCCAAAGCAGCAGCCUUCUCGACAGCCUUUUACUGUGAACAGUAUGUCUGGAUUUGGAAUGAACAGGAAUCAGGCAUUUGGAAUGAAUAACUCCUUAUCAAGUAACAUUUUUAAUGGAACAGAUGGAAGUGAAAAUGUGACAGGAUUGGACCUUUCAGAUUUCCCAGCAUUAGCAGACCGAAACCGAAGGGAAGGAAGUGGUAACCCAACUCCAUUAAUAAACCCCUUGGCUGGAAGAGCUCCUUAUGUUGGAAUGGUAACAAAACCAGCAAAUGAACAAUCCCAGGAUUUCUCAAUACACAAUGAAGAUUUUCCAGCAUUACCAGGCUCCAGCUAUAAAGAUCCAACAUCAAGUAAUGAUGACAGUAAAUCUAAUUUGAAUACAUCUGGCAAGACAACUUCAAGUACAGAUGGACCCAAAUUCCCUGGAGAUAAAAGUUCAACAACACAAAAUAAUAACCAGCAGAAAAAGGGGAUCCAGGUGUUACCUGAUGGUCGGGUUACUAACAUUCCUCAAGGGAUGGUGACGGACCAAUUUGGAAUGAUUGGCCUGUUAACAUUUAUCAGGGCGGCAGAGACAGACCCAGGAAUGGUACAUCUUGCAUUAGGAAGUGACUUAACAACAUUAGGCCUCAAUCUGAAUUCUCCUGAAAAUCUCUACCCCAAAUUUGCAUCACCCUGGGCAUCUUCACCUUGUCGACCUCAAGACAUAGACUUCCAUGUUCCAUCUGAGUACUUAACGAACAUUCACAUUAGGGAUAAGCUGGCUGCAAUAAAACUUGGCCGAUAUGGUGAAGACCUUCUCUUCUAUCUCUAUUAUAUGAAUGGAGGAGACGUAUUACAACUUUUAGCUGCAGUGGAGCUUUUUAACCGUGAUUGGAGAUACCACAAAGAAGAACGAGUAUGGAUUACCAGGGCACCAGGCAUGGAGCCAACAAUGAAAACCAAUACCUAUGAGAGGGGAACAUAUUACUUCUUUGACUGUCUUAACUGGAGGAAAGUAGCUAAGGAGUUCCAUCUGGAAUAUGACAAAUUAGAAGAACGGCCUCACCUGCCAUCCACCUUCAACUACAACCCUGCUCAGCAAGCCUUCUAAAACAAAAGACUUCCCUUUUCUUGGGGUAUGGCUGUCUCAGCACAAUACUCAACAUAACUGCAGAACUGAUGUGGCUCAGGCACCCUGGUUUUAAUUCCUUGAGGAUCUGGCAAUUGGCUUAAGCAAAGGGUCACCAUUUGAGGUCCUGCCUUACUAAUUAUGUGCUGCCCAACAACUAAAUUUGUAAUUUGUUUUUCUCUAGUUUGAGCAGGGUCUGAAUUUUUUUUCAUUUAUUUCCUUUUUUGCCAGCAGACAGACUUGAGUUUGUAAAGACAAGCAAAUACACUGACAGAAGUUUACCAUAUAGUUUCUAAAAUGUAAAAAGGAAAACCCACAAAAGACUCAACACAAUUAGACCACAAAAUUUGCAUUGUUCAUUGUAGCACUAUUGGUAAUAAAAUAACAAAUGUUUGUGCAUUUUUAUGUGAAGAUCCUUCUCGUAUUUCAUUUGGAAAGAUGAGCAAGGUCUGCUUCCUUCAUUUUACUUCCCCUUCUGUUUUUGAAAGGCAGUUUCGCCAAGCUUAAUGCAAGAAUAUCUGACUGUUUAGAAGAAAGAUAUUGCCACAAUCUCUGGAUGGUUUUCCAGGGUUGUGUUAUUACUGAGCUUCAUCUUUCCAGAAUGAGCAAAACACUGUCCAGUCUUUGUUACGAUUUUGUAAUAAAUGUGUACAUUUUUUUUAAAUUUUUGGACAUCACAUGAAUAAAGGUAUGUAUGUACGAAUGUGUAUAUAUUAUAUAUAUGACAUCUAUUUUGGAAAAUGUUUGCCCUGCUGUACCUCAUUUUUAGGAGGUGUGCAUGGAUGCAAUAUAUGAAAAUGGGACAUUCUGGAACUGCUGGUCAGGGGACUUUGUCGCCUUGUGCACUAAAAGGGCCAGAUUUUCAGCAGCCAAGGACAUCCAUACCCAAGUGAAUGUGAUGGGACUUAAAGAAGUGAACUGAGACAAUUCACUCUGGCUGUUUGAACAGCAGCGUUUCAUAGGAAGAGAAAAAAAGAUCAAUCUUGUAUUUUCUGACCACAUAAAGGCUUCUUCUCUUUGUAAUAAAGUAGAAAAGCUCUCCUCA